Messenger RNA from Stereum hirsutum FP-91666 SS1, 2222 nucleotides. Its product is annotated as Phosphomevalonate kinase. The coding region runs from base 107 to 1612 and encodes 501 amino acids. Gene Ontology annotation, molecular function: phosphomevalonate kinase activity; ATP binding. The transcript is spliced from 8 exons. Gene Ontology annotation, cellular component: peroxisome. Gene Ontology annotation, biological process: isopentenyl diphosphate biosynthetic process, mevalonate pathway; ergosterol biosynthetic process. Lineage: Eukaryota; Fungi; Basidiomycota; Agaricomycetes; Russulales; Stereaceae. The record is from RefSeq and is a predicted model, not a curated record.
AGCCACUGAGUCCUCUGCGCUCGCCCAGCCAGCGACCCCUUCGGCCGUCCCUCGCCUUCCCAUCAGCUCUCCCUCAUCCGUCCUCUGUCCUCUGCCGUCGUACGCUAUGGCGACCGUCAUCUCGUCCCCAGGAAAAGUUCUCAUCGCUGGAGGCUACCUCGUCCUCGACCCAGCCUACUCUGGCGUCGUCGUAUCCACUUCUUCUCGGUUCUACACCGUCGUCCGCGACCCUGCUUCUGUUACCGGCACUCACACGCCAAACCAUAUCGAGGUCAGAUCGCCGCAGUUCCUCGACGCUACAUGGACGUAUUCCGUAAACUACGACGCAAGUGGGAGUAAAGUAUCCGUCGAGACUGCGGAGGGACCGUCGAAGAACAAGUUUGUCCAUUUGGCGAUUCAAAAUACGCUUGCGCUCGUUGUCGAGAUCAAGGGUGCGACCGCGCUCAAGGAGCGCCUCUCCCGGGGGCUUCACAUUGUUAUCGUCGGGGACAAUGAUUUCUACUCGCAACAGGACCAGCUUCAAGCACGCAACCUCCCCCCAACGCUAUCUUCACUCGCGCAAUUGCCCCCGUUCAGCCCCACCAACGUCCGUCUCUCUGAUGUCGCCAAGACGGGACUCGGCUCCUCAGCCGCCCUCAUCACCUCAUUCUGCACCGCCCUCCUCGUGCACUUCUCAGUCAUCCCUCCCUCCGUCCUCGCCACAUCUUCUCCGUCCGGCGCAAGCACAGAGGCCAAAAGACUAGCCCACAAUCUCGCUCAAUUCGUACACUGUCUCGCACAGGGCAAAGUCGGCAGCGGCUUCGACGUGUCUGCGGCCGUGUUCGGGAGCCAUCUCUACAGGAGAUUCAGCCCGGAGGUUAUUCAGCCAUUGAUGCAGGACGAGAAGCCGCCACACCUCCUCGCGGUGCUCUCGCCACAGAACCCGACCUGGGAUUACGCCAUCCAGCCGUUCAAGUUGCCACCCUACACGAGGAUUUUGCUCGCGGACAUUCACGCGGGGAGCAAUACGCCGCAUUUGGUGUCGAAGGUGCUCAGUUGGCGGAAGGAGAAGAAGGAGGAAGCUCUCGCACUGUGGACGAAACUCGACCAGCUCAACACGUCGCUCGCGAAAUGCCUCACGCGUCUUUCGGAGUUGCAUGAACGGGAUCAGGGAAUAUAUCUGCAGGCGAUCAAGUGGAUAGCGAGUAUCCAAUCCGUUCAGUGGCUUGCGAUCCUCAAUGCUCAACCUGAGUUGUCUGAUUGUCUGGAAGCGUUCAACGAGGCGCAUGUUUUGACUGAGGCAAUUCGAGCCAAAAUGCGCGAAAUGGGAAGCCUGAGCGGUGUCGAUAUCGAGCCUCCGCAACAGACGAAGCUACUCGACGACUCGAUCUCGCUCGCUGGCGUUAUCGGUGGUGGAGUUCCUGGUGCUGGUGGAUACGACGCCGUGUGGCUCCUGCUCUCCGACCCACCAGAACCGGUGCACGAUAUCCGGCCGCUCGUGCGCGUCGAGCGGCUCUGGGGCGCCCAGAAGAGCGUCACACCGCUUUUGGCGGAGGAGAGCGUGGCGGGGAGUGGGAUCCGGUUGGAGGAGUUGGGGAGUGUGAAGGGGUUGGAGGCGGUCGUGUCGGCUUGAGCUUUCUCCUAUUCGAUCGUGCUUGAACAGGAGGGGGCUUAUUUCGCGAUGUGAAACAUUGGUGGCAGGGCUAUCGGAGUUCGCUAUAUCUUCUCGAGCGGAGCGAGACAAAUGAUUGUGGUGCAUCGGUUUCGGUAUACGACAAGGUCUGGUCUGGUCUGGUCUGGUCCAUGGAAGCAUCUGAACUCAUGUCUGGGUCAAUUGGGUUGGAAGUACACGACUUAUAUUUAUUUCCGUAGACUCACGCUGCUUCUCUUUCUGAUCUACUACUCUCUAUUUCUUUCUGUGCUGUUUCUGCUGUCCGUCUGUCGCUCUGGUUUAAUUUGGAUUCACCUUGUAGGGCGGAUUCGAUUGCACUUCUGAGUGAUCUUGACGGUAUUCAUGUUUUCUUUUGUUGAUGCUUUUGUUGUUGUGUUGGUUCAACCUUUUUCGUUCGACCCGGAUAUCUUACUUACUCACCUUUGAAUCGUUUGCAUACAUCGGAUUCACUUUGUCUCGUUCGUUCUGGCUGAGUGUGGUGGAAGAGUGCUUGGAAGAAAGGCGACUGUUGGGCCACACCGAUUUUGUCUUGCUGUCGAUUUAGCGCCCGGCAAAGUCCGGUCCAUUUCAC